CUAGUAUAAUGUAGCUAGCUGGUUUCUCCCAACAUCGCCGCCUUACCGUCCUGCUCUAACCUGCCGUACAUGCAUGCCCUGCCUCACGGUGGGCAUACAUGCAUACACAGUCCAUACUAUACUUAUACUUACAUACAUACAUACAUAUUACAUACUAUGCUAAUUACACCCAUCCACUUGCCGCAGUCGGCAUCAUGACCUUUCCCUCCCAACCAUACCAUACCAUCCCAUCCCAGCUCCCAGCUCCCAGCUCCCGUCAUUUCCCCGGUCCGGCCCUGUCCCGUCUUGGUCUUGUCGACGAGCUAUGUACUACCUACGCACUGCAUCCAUGACUAUUAUCCAUGACUUAUCGAUACUGAUACUAAGUUCUAACUCAACGCACCACGCACCACACGCCGGGCAACGAGUCA
Pseudovirgaria hyperparasitica is the source of this 410-nucleotide messenger RNA. RefSeq lists its product as uncharacterized. The transcript has a single exon. NCBI's taxonomy places the organism in Eukaryota, Fungi, Ascomycota, Dothideomycetes, Acrospermales, Acrospermaceae. The coding region runs from base 99 to 332 and encodes 77 amino acids. The record is from RefSeq and is a predicted model, not a curated record.